AUGACCCUCUUCGAGCAAUGGGGCCACCUGACGCAGAUCUGCUGGUGUGCGACGACGCGCAUCGGCUGCGCGACGUCGUACUGCCCCGGCGGGUUGGCGAAUGUGUUUGGGGACGUGGAACCAUACUUUACCGUGUGUCAAUACAAAGAAGCCGGUGAGUUAUUGAGUUAUUUAGCCUUUCUUUCGAGUUUUCCCAAUUUGCCGGCCGUUGUGGCCUUUGAUGUUGUUCUUUCUCGCGGGUGCUGACGUGGUUGCUUACCCUACCCAGGCAACGUCGAUGGCGAAUACGCAGUCAACGUGAAGCCGCCGCAGGGCGCGCCGCAGAUCAAUGGCCAAACACCACUGGAGUACACCAAUUGA
Molecule: messenger RNA, 360 nt
Organism: Lecanosticta acicola
Lineage: Eukaryota; Fungi; Ascomycota; Dothideomycetes; Mycosphaerellales; Mycosphaerellaceae
Source: the annotation of a GenBank genome assembly